This is a messenger RNA of Anolis sagrei ordinatus, 1760 nucleotides long. RefSeq names its product ubiquitin conjugating enzyme E2 E3 (gene UBE2E3). Gene Ontology annotation, molecular function: ubiquitin conjugating enzyme activity. NCBI's taxonomy places the organism in Eukaryota, Metazoa, Chordata, Lepidosauria, Squamata, Anolidae. Gene Ontology annotation, cellular component: nucleus. The record is from RefSeq and is a predicted model, not a curated record. Gene Ontology annotation, biological process: protein K63-linked ubiquitination; protein K48-linked ubiquitination; protein K11-linked ubiquitination.
GUUCUGGCUGCCUGGCCCCACUCGAGUUCACGCCUCACUUGGUGGCACACACACACACACAACACACGCGCGGAGUGGACGGAUCCGGGUGGGAGAAGCUUCCUUCCUGCCAUUACAGCACAGAGAGAGAGAGAGGAGGAAGAAGAGGAAGAAGAAGAGGAGGAGGAGGAGGAAGAAGAGGAGGAGGAGGACGACUCUGUGUUGAAGGCAACACACACACACACACACACAGAGGAGGGCAAAGCUGCCCCUGCUGCAAUUCCUGAUCAGGAUCUACCUCCUCUUCCUCCUCUUCCUUCUCCCUCUUUCUCUUUUUUGGGAAUGAUCUAAUCCCAAUAUUUCAACCCCCCUCUCUUGCAUGUGAUCCUUCCUGGAGGAAUCCCCAUUUAUUUAUUUUUUAGGGGGCAAAAAGAUGUCUGUCUGUUUUGUAGAAACUGAUCCAGAGUCGGUGGUGGCGUUGAAAGCUUUCCAGAAGUUUCCCAAGAUGUCCAGCGACAGGCAAAGGUCCGAUGACGAAAGUCCCAGUACCAGCAGUGGCAGUUCGGACGCAGAUCAGCGGGACCCGCCGGCCCCCGAGCCGGAGGAGCAAGAAGAGAGGAAACCGUCAGCCACCCAGCAGAAGAAGAACACCAAACUCUCCAGCAAAACUACUGCUAAGCUAUCGACUAGUGCUAAAAGGAUUCAGAAGGAGCUAGCCGAAAUCACCUUGGAUCCACCGCCGAACUGCAGUGCUGGGCCUAAAGGUGAUAACAUUUAUGAAUGGAGAUCUACUAUCCUUGGUCCUCCAGGUUCUGUAUACGAAGGUGGCGUCUUUUUCCUGGAUAUUACAUUUUCAUCCGAUUAUCCAUUUAAACCACCAAAGGUUACUUUCCGCACUCGGAUCUAUCACUGCAACAUCAACAGUCAGGGAGUCAUCUGUCUGGAUAUUCUGAAAGACAACUGGAGCCCUGCUUUGACUAUUUCAAAGGUUUUGCUGUCUAUUUGUUCCCUCUUGACAGACUGCAAUCCUGCUGAUCCUCUGGUGGGAAGCAUAGCCACUCAGUACCUGACCAACAGAGCCGAACAUGACAGGAUAGCCAGACAGUGGACCAAGAGAUACGCAACAUAAGCGACACCAACGACCUUGUGCAGUGCGAAGGUGCGGCAAUGCAGCUUUGCGGUGUGCAACUAAUCUUUAUAGCCUUUACAAUACGGACUUCUGUGUAUAUGUUAUACUGAUUCUACUCUCUGCUUUUAUCCUUUUGAAGACUGGGAUACGGCUUUCCUUCCCUUCUCCCUCCCCCCACCCCUUCCCCACCCCCCUCGAGAUCUCCCCAUCCGCCCCAAAAGGUAAAACGCUAUCAAGAGUAGAACUUUGUAGCUGUAGAUUAGUUAUGUUUAAAAUGCCUACUUGCAAGUCUUGCUUCUUUGGGAUAUCAAAAUGUAUUUUGUGAUGUAACUAAGGAUACCGUUCCUGAAGUCAACCAAAUAUUAUAGUGCAUUUUAGCCUAAUUCAUUAUCUGUAUGAAGUUAUUAAAGGUAGCUGUAGAUGACUAGGAAUUACGUCAUUUGUAUUAAGCCCAGAUCUAUUUCCGAUAUGUGGUACAUGCUGUUGUGAAAACUGUUUUAAACUUUUACCUUUGUCAGUUUGUAAUGAAAGGGAUUCCUUUUCUCCUCUCCUCCCUCCCCACCCCACCCUCCCCUCCCAUCGCCACCUACUUUGUAGCUCCAAGAGCAUCCAGUGUAUCAUCUCAAACACAAUAAAUAUGUUCCCCAAGGAA